This is a messenger RNA of Carassius auratus (goldfish), 3581 nucleotides long. RefSeq lists its product as uncharacterized. Gene Ontology annotation, biological process: negative regulation of T cell proliferation; T cell costimulation; cellular response to lipopolysaccharide. The transcript has 6 exons. The record is from RefSeq and is a predicted model, not a curated record. NCBI's taxonomy places the organism in Eukaryota, Metazoa, Chordata, Actinopteri, Cypriniformes, Cyprinidae. Gene Ontology annotation, cellular component: external side of plasma membrane. Bases 506 to 1288 code for a protein of 260 amino acids.
GAAGCGCCCUGUUUUCAAACCUUUAUUCUGAGGCCUGAGACGUUUCAGAUCAUUGUCUUGCAGCAUGAGCCAGCUGUGCUUCAGCAUCAGUACACAGACAGACGGACAGCUUCACUUGAAGAACAGAAUCAAAAUUCCUUUACUGAAAAGGCAUCUAGUUCCUGAAGCAGAUAAACAUCAGUGUCUGCUGCUAUGAAGAGGUUUUUAUGAAAUGAAGAUUGAAAACCAAAAAAUGCACUUGUCUGAACACAUACCAUGUAAAAUAUAUAAACUUUUUGAACAGCAUUAUAAUUGCUGUUUGAUUUGUUUGAAAUUGUUUAAAAAAAGAAACCAGAAAACUGUUUUCAAUAAAUCAAUUGUUAAUUGAGCAUCAUCAUUGUGGUUUUACCAAGUAAACCUAUUUUUUUCAGCUUUUUCAGGAAGUGACAUGCUCAACAAUUUCUCACCUCGCUGCUCUGGAGCUCACUCUUCUUUUCUGUUGCAGCUUCAGUGAUCAGAUAAAACCAUGAAGCCGUUUGGACUCUGUUUUUCUGCUGUGUGCAUAUUGUGCUGCUGCUGUCUUGUGUGUGGCAGAGGUCAAGGUGUGUGCAGUGUAGGGAAGUUCAUUACCAGAAUCAAUUUAACCACAGAACUACAGUCUGAAAUCCUGCUGCCGUGCCUUUUUGAAGCAGCUCUCAUUGGAUCAAACCUGAACAUGAGUUCACUUGCUGUGUGGAAUCACAUUACUGAAACCACUGACGGCAUUGUAGAGAUCAAAGUAAAUGAUCAUGAAAUCUUCUGGAAUAACAGAGGCAAUAGAAUUAAGGCAUUCGGUGCUGCUGCUGCAUCUGGAAACUUCUCCAUCCUGAUUGAAGAUGUGCAGCUGUCUGAUCUGGGGCUCUACCGCUGUGAACAUUUCAUAGAUACCAACUGUUCUCUGGGCUAUAAAGAGAUAAACAUCAGUCUGGCUGCUGAGUUUUCACCGCUCAAUAACUGGCAGCUCAUAGUUGCUGCAGGAGGAGGAGGAGGAUUCCUUCUUCUCUGUCUGAUCACCGUGUGUGUUUACUGGACAUGGACAAAACGACAAACAGUUGAUGCAUCAGUCAACCACACAUCACACAAUUGUCAUGACAGUGAAGGACCAAAAAAUGAUGAAAUAACCUAUGCAUCAGUUGCUCUUAAAUCACACAACUGCCAUGACAGUGAAGUUCUUCUGAAUAAUAAACCUGUAAAAGGCUCUGCAUCAGAAACCAUGGUCAACCCAGAGACGGUCCUUUACUCUACCCUCAAGCAAAGAGAGGGAAGAUGAGCAAGAGAGCAGCAAAACAGACAAAUUAAAGCACUCAAGAAAUACACUAUAUUUUUAUGGAACUCCCAGCUUGUAUUGUUUGAUUUUAUUUGACAAGAAAUACUUAAUGUUUGAUAUUGUUACAGUAACUCAUUAACAUCAUUAGGACAUUUUCUAAAGCACUAGGGAAACCAAAGUAAACUAAUUCAUACCCUUGUAGUUGUAAUUGUGGAAAGAGUCUAAUAUAUAUCCUUCAUGUAUAUUGGCUUUAUAUUUAUCUCUUGGUUGUUUUUUGUAAUUUUAUAAUAUAUAAUUUUCUUGGCUCAGCUGCAUGAGACUGGUUGUUGUAACUAUAGAUGAAGAGUGUGAAACUAAACUAAGCUACUUUAUCACCUAAACCACUGAAUUCUUUGCAGACAACGUGACAGAGUCUCACAUGCAACAGUAAGACAGGAUAAACUGUGUCUAUGUGUCUAUGAGUAGUUAGCUACUCGAGGCCAAGAUGCUCACAGGAAACGAGUGGAAAUUCUCAUAUCCAUCAGCUUCUUCACAAAUAAGUUAUAGCUUCUGUUUUGUCACAUAGUGUGAAAAGUUGUGUGAAAAUACUUGAGAUUAAGCUCGUAAGCUCGAUGUGUACGUUACAAUUGUCAAUUGUGCCAGUACAUUAGAUUUACAAUAGACCUGACUUCAAAGAACAGUUGUUGAACUAUUCAAUUCAGAGGCAUCAUGCCCAUUCAACCCGAGCCAAGUGGAUUUUGAAUUCAGCUUGCAAAAGACAAAAAAUAGCUGAUUAAUAUUUUUUUAAUGAAUAUAUUUGAUUAGAACAUUCAGUGCGUCACAUCACCAGCUGCUAAAUUCAUAACUUUGUUCACUGCUGCCACUGAGCCAGGCACAGAUGUGUUUUAGAGCUCUGCGCACUAUAACCAAUCACACACGAUUCUGAGCUUAUGAAUGCAAUAGCCAAUCAGAAGCGUUCUGAUGAGUCAUCACUGUAACUCCUGUUUUCAGUGUGCACGCUCACUUACUGAAUUCUCUCAUCAGAAACAGCAAAGUGCAUACGAUGCAAGUAAGAUAUGCAUUUCACAGUGUAAACGGCUUCAGUGAUUAAAAUGAGAGAUUUUGAGAGUGCUUAAACUCUGGUUAGACUGAAAUUCUGAUAAUGAAAUUAUAAUGUUAUUUGGUAAUGUAGCCUAAAUGUUCUUUACUAUCUUUCUGUGCAAUGAAAGUGUAAUUAGUAACUUGCAUUGUUUUUAUUAAAUUCACUUUAAUUACAAUGUCAGUCACAUUAAAAAUAUGUUAUGGCAUGACACCAUCAAUAUGUGGUAGCUAUGUAAAAAGAUUACUAGUGGUGUUUCGUCCAUAUAAGAUGUGAAUUCUCUGCAUACCCAGGCCAUUUAAGAGAAUAAGUUAAUGUGAUAAUUACAAUAAACAUGAUUAUAUAAUGAUACAAGACAAAUAUACAAGACAAACUAAAAUAUUUUGUCAAAUAAGAUAAAUUAUGAACUUUUUUUAAAUACAAUAAAGGUGUUUUUGAUAAAUUAACAAAAGUUCUUUACUUUUCUUGAAACAAUACCUUCUAAACAUUAAACAUUGACUGUCCGUCUUUAUUCACCUCUUCCUUGUGGUUUCUUAUUACAUUUCAUUAAACUAAAUAGUGUAAAUUGCAUUGCUAAUGUCAAAGAAUAGAACAUUUUAUUCAAUGUUACAAGGUGCCCCAUCUGUGCAACUGGAAUUUAAAGUGUCUUCUGCUAGUUAGUGAAGCAUUAAAAAACUAAAACUGAUAAAUAACAGAUUGGAGAGUAAAAUAAUAGCAGAUUUGCCUCAUGUUAAAUUAAUACUAAAAACUGAGAUGAAAAAUUUACUUAAGCCAGAAAUACACUUUUUUCAUGUUAAGUGUGUAAGGUCCACGCACUCGGUCCAAAGAAGGUAUCCGGUGCUGGCUGAAGGAUUCUUGUGUGUUCUGUCUUUUCAGUGUGCAAAGUUAUUCAAUUUAUGUUAAAUUCUAAUCUGACUCCAUUUUAUUGUUUAAUCUGACUCUAUUUUAGUAUGACCUUGAAAUUAGGUUGAAAGGCAAAUUGGUUGAUUGUCUGUCUCUAAUUGUUCUUCUUCUGACAUUUGCACGAAAGACAUUGAGAAAUGGCACACCUCCUACAGUGAGCAAAAUAUCUCUUAACUCUUAGGAUCUUUAUCACCUUUUAGUCUACUUGUAAAACUGAGACCAUUGUACCAGAUGCCCUGAGACAAUACAAAUGACACCAAACAUGACUGUAAAUAGCACUUGCAUUCAUGUAGAACAUUAUAUUUUACUACUUAC